This is a messenger RNA of Theileria orientalis strain Shintoku, 2301 nucleotides long. RefSeq lists its product as uncharacterized. The record is from RefSeq and is a predicted model, not a curated record. Lineage: Eukaryota; Apicomplexa; Aconoidasida; Piroplasmida; Theileriidae. The transcript is spliced from 3 exons. Gene Ontology annotation, molecular function: lipase activity. Gene Ontology annotation, cellular component: membrane. The coding region runs from base 1 to 2301 and encodes 766 amino acids.
AUGCAAAAUCAAAUUAGACCAAAUGUUAACAUUAAGAGGAAGCCGAUCGCGGUCACACUCGAUGUUACCGAUGAUGUCGACGAAGAUAAAUUCGAAUUGUUUAAGCAGCUGCCUCAUGGGAUACUAACACAUACAUACAUACCGGCAAAAAAUUGUAAACUAGUAAGUGUACUGGAAAAGUCUGUACCUGUCUGGACCUUGAAGAACAAGGACGAAACGUGUAAAAAGGUCUCAGUGGCGAACAGGGAAGGCCCGAAAUACAUACAUAUAGCAGUCACGACGGAAGAAGGGAUAGAAGGAGCAUACUACUACAUUAAGGACAAAAAGGGGUGGAAGCAAGUGUCAGGAAACGUGUUCUACUACUACUUUGACCUGCUGGCACUAAACAAGUCUGUGCUGGACUACGUGACACUGAAUGUGAACUCGGAGGUCGACAGAAACCACUUUCUAGUAAACGCAACGAGAGAGAAGCCGUACGUAAUUAUAGUGCCGACGCCAGGAUACGUGCUGAGCAGAGUGUUUGACGGAAUAAACACGAUUUGGAAGAGCAGGAACUACGAGGACCACUGCACAUUCGUAAACAUAUUCUACAGUAACAAGAAGCCAGCACUGAUACACCUGGUGAUAAUGAAGGGGAAGGCCGAGGAGAAGCAGUUCUUCAAAAAGGUGCCGCUGGCGUGGAAGCAGAUAGCCAAGAGCGAGUACGUGCAGUGCCUGAAGGAACACGGAAUGAACCUGAACCAGUUCAACAACAACAUCACGUUCGACUACACAAACGUGGACAGGACCAAGUACAGAAUAGAAAGAACGUACAACGUCAACAUACUGUCGGAGACGUUCAUGGCGCUGCCAGGAUACAGCGUCAAGAGAGUAGUGGACAGCGGAAGAACAGUCUGGGAGAGCGACGGGAGCUUCCAGUGCGUCUUCGCAAGGUUCUACUCGAGAAACAGAGAGCCCUUCCUGUGUUACCUGCUUGUGACGGACUCGGAGGAGAACAAGGUACUGUACUACGCGAAAAACGGAGAAAAGUGGAGCGCAGUGGACAAGAAGACGUACGACUUCGUGCUCUCGAACAAAGAUGACCCGAUCUACACGCACAGAGGAAUCGGAGUGGACUCGAGAGGGAACAGAAAGUUGCUGAUGAGCCACUUCAGAAACAAGCAGGGACUGCUGAUAAGAACGUACUGCGCGUCAGUGGACAACCCGAAGGGAAACAUCAUCCUGAUCCACGGCUCAUGGGGACACUUCAGGUCAAACUUCUGCGAGUUCGACAUGGAGUGGAACUACGACAGGUUCGGAUACCCAGUGACCCCUUACAUGAAGGACUUCACGAGCAUCAAGACGGACUCGUUCUACAAAAACAUCAAGCUCGACGAGAAGACGAACGAGGUCUACAAGGAGAUCUUCGGCUGGUCAGAGCUCGACGGAAGGGACGCCUUCGAGAUGUCGCCGAGGUUCCAGUACAGCGGAAGCUUCCUCGAGUCGCUGAACAACAUGGGCUACUGCGUAUACGGAAUGGACCUGCAGUCGCAGGGGCUCUCGGACUCAGUGUCAGACCUGAAGUUCUACAUCAACGACUUCAAGGACUACGUCAACGACGUGCUGCAGUUCGUGGACAUCGUGAAGCGAGGCAACUUCGAAAACACAAAGGAGGCCUGGCGGGAGGAGUUCGUGUACAGCGUGAGCGCGGACAACAUAGACCUCAAGUGCUACCUGUCGGGCUUCUCGCUUGGCGGCAACAUCGCGAUCCAGGCGGCGCAGGAGUUCUACAAGCACGCGAAGCCGGGCGUGAAGUUCGUGGACGGCGUCUUCAUACUCUCGGGCAUGCUUAACAUCGACAACAACAUUGACACGUUCGCGAAGAAGUUCACAAUCGGGGUGAUCAAGCUCAUAUCGCUCAUGUCCCCGAGGACGCAGAACCCGCUGGAGACGAAGCGGGUGUCGGACUCGUUUGAGUCGUUCUCUAGAUACAAGGACCCAUCUCACUACUCGGACAGGAUAUUCUACAAGACGGUGGAGUUGCUGUUCGGGGCGUGCAAGGAGGUGUUGAGGAACAUCAAGUACUACCCGGACAAGAUCCCGACGCUCUUCAUACACGUGUCAAACGACCCACUGUGCGACGUCACAGGACAAAGGAACGUUGUAUACAAUCACCUGAAGAACAAAUGUGACGUGAAGCUGGUGGAGUUGGAAGGAAACUCACACGCAAUAUUAUCUCCAGAUUUUUUCCCAAAUGUUACACCAAUCAUUAACGAAUGGUUUUUGUCGCACUCGAGUAAAUCCUCGAUAAUUAUAAAGUGA